Messenger RNA from Racocetra persica, 440 nucleotides. Lineage: Eukaryota; Fungi; Glomeromycota; Glomeromycetes; Diversisporales; Gigasporaceae. The record is from the annotation of a GenBank genome assembly.
GCCUAAUAAAACAAUACUGCUUGUUAAGAACCAAAAAAGCUAAACUUGUAGUGAACAGUUUUCAAGAAUCUUCAGCUAAUAAAAAACUUAAAGAAAGUAAUAAUCUUUUUGAAGAUAUUUUAACAAACAACGAUCUUGUUGAAAGUAAUAAAAAUACUGACUAUUGUAAAAGUAGUAAUGAAGAUACCGAUUAUUGUGAAAAUAGUAAUAAAUAUGAUAAUCUUAAAGAAGUAUUUAUUAAUAACAAUAAUCUUGACAGUGAUAAUAACUUUAAAGACAGUAUUAAUGAUUUUGAAAAUAAUAGUAAUAAUAUUUUAACAGACAAUGAUAAUAAUUUAUCUACUCAAAAAAUUGUUGAUAGACCUGUAUUAUUUGAACUAUUUGAUAGUAAAUAUGAUCUAUACUUUGCUAAUUUUACUAAACAAACAAGUUUUUUGUAG